ACCAAGGCAGCCAGGAAGAAGCCGUGAAGGGAGUGGACCGUGAGCGUCUCCUUGUUUGUUCAGCGUAGCUUGCGUCAUAUGUUUUCACCUACAGUUUACGUGCGAGUCGAUAUUCUGUCGAAGUUGGCUAAGUGUGUACAGACGCCAUUAGUCCUGUUCUGCUACUCUUUAAAACAAAAUUAUUGCCGCGGGGAUGGAGAGCUAAUUCGUUAGCUAACGUUAGCUAACCGAGUAACAUGUUAACGUUACAACUUUCUUUAAUGGCAGGACGACGCCAAGUGCAAAAACACGUUGACGUCGAAACACUUUUUAGCUGUUAAGACAUUCAAGCAUGACUUGUCAUUUUGUGCUUUCUGUCAUCGCAGAGGAGCAGCUAUGGGCACCCGAGAAGGUUGAGUAUACGUUUUGUGCAGGCUGCCGCCAUGGGCACCGCGUCCUCUUUGGUCAGUCCAGGAGAGGUGAUCGAGGAUGGAUACGGGGGUGAAGGAGGGGAAGCCUGUGAGAUCCCGGUGGAGGUCAAGCCCAAAGCGCGACUCCUGCGCAGUUCCUUUCGCAGAGGACCCCGGGUGAUCGGGGCCAGUUUUAAAUCCACGGGUUCUGUGGAUCUAGAGUAUGCUGCGGAGUAUGAAAGACUCCGAAAAGAGUAUGAGAUCUUCCGCGUGAGCAAGAAUAAUGAGAUCUCGUCCAUGCAAAAGAAGGAAGCCAAGCUGGAUGAGGAGAACAAGAGGCUGAGAGCUGAGCUGCAGGCUCUGCAGAAGACCUACCAGAAGAUUCUUAGAGAAAAAGAGAGCGCUCUUGAGGCAAAGUAUCAAGCCAUGGAGCGAGCUGCCACCUUUGAACACGACAGGGACAAAGUAAAACGACAGUUCAAGAUUUUCCGGGAGACGAAAGAAAAGGAAAUUCAGGAUCUCCUGCGGGCGAAGAGGGACUUGGAGGCCAAACUGCAACAGUUGCAGGCUCAGGGCAUCCAAGUAUACGACCUGAAUGAUUCAGACUCAGACGACAACCAAACCACGGUCACUGCUGCAGGCACACAGUGCGAGUACUGGUCGGGUGGCGUGUUGGGAAGUGAGCCCUCCAUGGGGAGCAUGAUGCAGUUGCAGCAGACCUUUCGAGGCCCGGAAUUCGCCCACAGCUUGAUAGAUGUGGAGGGACCUUUUGCGAACGUGAGCAGAGAUGACUGGGAUGCUGCAGUGGCCAGUCUGCUUCAGGUCUCGCCUCAUGUUCCCCAGGCCUUGUGGAGUAACACAGUGCGCUGCUACCUGAUCUUCACCCAGGAGACCAAACCCGAGUUUGAUGUCUUUAUUAAGAAACAUUCACCUGUGUUACGCAGAAUGUGUGAAGGUCUGGGCCAUUUCUACCUGAAUGUCUGCUUCCCGGAGGAGAAUGCCGCCGCAUACGCCGCGGAGCGCAAGCAGGAGAUUGAAAGGAGCUCCGUGUGUGUGCUUUUUGUCAGAUCUACUGUCACUAGCUCUGUGCUGGAGGAUUGUGAAGAGGCUUUUGUGAAGAAUUCAGAUGGCCAUCCACUGGUGCUCUACCUCAGGACUGAAGCAGACCACAAUUUGACUGGACCCACAAGGCAACUGCUAGAAAGGGUCAACGCCGCAGACAAGGCUGCUAAAAUCAAGGUGGUGGAUCAUGGUGGUUCUGCAGAGGAGGGGGCUGACCUCAUUUUUUUUCAACUGGAGAAAGUCAUCAAACAGGAGCUGCUGGGACUUGAAGGAGCAGAUGCGGACCCCAUGGACUCUGGGAUGGAGGAGGGACGUGAGGAGGACUCAGGAGAUGUACUGUGGGACCUGCACGAUGAGCAGGAGCAGAUCGAGUCUUACCAGCAGGCCUGUAGCAGCAGCAGCAGCAGCCCCCAGCUGGGCUUCCAGAAGUACAUAGAUCGUUUAAAUGACAUGAUAGCUGCUCCCCCUCCCACCCCUCCCCUGCUGGUGUCGGGGGGUCCGGGCUCAGGAAAGUCUCUCCUGCUCUCCAAAUGGAUCGAGCAGCAGCAGAAGCAUUCCCCCAACACUUUGUUCCUCUAUCAUUUUGUUGGCCGCCCACUUUCCACAAGCUCGGAGCCAGUUCUCAUCAUCAAGCGCCUCACGAUUAAACUGCUGCAGCACUUCUGGUCCAUUUCUGGCUUGUCGAUGGAGCCCAGUAAGAUCUUAGAGGAAUUUCCCCGCUGGCUUGAGAGACUAUCAGCACGCCAUCAAGGGAACAUCAUCAUUAUCAUCGACUCCAUCGACCAAAUACAGCAGGCAGAAAGACACAUGAAGUGGCUAAUUGACCCUCUCCCUGUCAAUGUCCGAGUGGUGGUGUCCGUCAAAGUUGAGACUUGUCCUCAAGCUUGGAGGUUAUGGCCGACACUCCACUUAGACCCACUGAGUCCCAAGGAGGUCAGAAGCAUUGUCAAUGCAGAGUGCCAGGCCAUGGAUCUCCAGCUGACCAAAGACCAGGAGAAGAAGUUAGAAAGGCAUUGCCGCUCUGCAUCGACCUGCAAUGCAUUGUACGUCACACUACUGGGGAGGAUGAUCAUCAGUAUAUCGGGUUUGUCAGUGGAGAGGAGCCUGGAGCAGUGUCUACAGUGUCAGGACACCAUGUCACUCUACCGCCUGGCACUCAAGAUGACUCUGAACUCCCUCAACACAGACCGAGAGCGACACAUUAUGAGAGAGAUGCUGUGCCUCGUAUGUGCCAGCCAUAAUGGAGUGAGUGAAUCCGAGCUGCUAGAUCUUUUCCCAGAGCUGGAGUUGCCUGUCCUGUCCACUCUUCUCUACCGUUUGAACAGACUCUGCAUCGUCACUCUGCGCUGUGGGCUCAUCAGGUUUCAACACCUGCAGGCUUGGGAAGCUGUGAGGCUGGAGUUCCUCGGUGGAGGAAGUAGCUCGGCUGCCUACAGAGAGAAACUCAUCCAGUACUUCAGCCAACAGCUCGGCCAGGAUCGCGUCACGUGGCGUGUCGCCGAUGAGCUGCCCUGGCUGCUCCAGCAACAGGAGGACAGGACUAAAUUACAGCUCAGCCUCCUGAACCUGUUUGUUUCCCAGAACCUCUACAAGAGGGGUCAUUUUUCCGAGCUGCUGGCCUAUUGGCAAUAUGUGGGCAAAGACAAAAGCUCCAUGGCCACUGAGUACUUUGACUCCCUGAAACACUACGAGAAGAGCUGCGAGGGCGAAGACAGCAUGACCAAGCUGGCAAACCUGUAUGAGACCUUGGGACGUUUCCUCAAAGACCUGGGCCUCCAUAGCCAGGCAGUCGCGCCUUUACAAAGGUCCCUCGAGAUCAGGGAGACCGCCUUGGACCCGGAUCAUCCCAGCGUGGCUUGCUCCCUGCACCAGCUGGCCGGAGUCUAUGUCCAGUGGAAGAAGUAUGGCAACGCUGAGCAGCUGUACAAGCAGGCCCUGGAGAUAAGUGAGAACGCCUACGGAGCCGAGCACGCCAGCGUCGCCCGAGAGCUGGAGUCCCUCGCCGCGCUCUAUCAGAAGCAAAACAAGUAUGAACAGGCAGAGAAACUCAGGAAAAGGUCAGUGAAGAUCCGCCAGAAGACUGCUCGACAGAAAGGACAUAUGUACGGCUUCACUUUGUUGAGGAGGAGAGCGCUGCAGCUGGAGGAGCUGACCCUGGGAAAGGAAACGCCCGACUCUGCCAAGACGCUGAAUGAACUGGGUGUUCUGUACUACCUCCAGAACAACAUGGAUGCAGCCAAGCUAUUCCUGACGCGAUCUCUGGAGAUGCGUCAGCGCGUCCUCGGUCCAGAUCACCCGGACUGCGCUCAGUCCCUCAACAACCUGGCUGCGCUGCACACGGAGAGGAGGGAGUACGAGACGGCCGAGGACAUGUACGAGAGGGCGCUGGACAUCCGCAAGAAGGCCUUGUCCCCAGACCACCCGUCGCUGGCGUACACCCUCAAACACCUGGCCAUGCUCUACAAACGCAGAGGGAAGCUGGAGAAAGCCAUGCCGCUUUAUGAGCUGUCUCUGGAAAUCAGGGAGAAAAGUUUCGGGCCCAAACACCCGAGUGUGGCCACAGCGCUGGUCAACCUGGCCGUGAUCUACUGUCAACUAAAGAAGCACAGUGAAGCCUUGCCUCUUUAUGAACGAGCACUGAAAGUGUACGAGGACAGUUUGGGGCGCUCCCACCCACGGGUGGGAGAGACCCUGAAGAAUUUGGCUGUACUGAGCUACGAAGAGGGGGACUUUGAGAAGGCAGCGGAGCUCUACAAACGUGCGAUGGAGAUCAAGGAGGCCGAGCCGUCGUUGGUGUGUGGCAACGCUCCGUCCCGCCACUCCUCCAGCGGGGACACCUUCAGUCUGAAGGGACCCGCUCCCCUCCCACACGCCCACAGGUGACUCUGUUCAGCCACUUACUGCCACAGGGGCAAUACAAGCUGAUUGCAUUUCCAUAACAAAAACAUCACACUGCCAUUAUUGACCGGAUGGAGUUUUUAUGGUUUAGACUUUACCCGCCAGUAUAAUUAUUGGUUUCAUAAAGCUGUAUUUACCACAAGUAUUUGUUUAAAUAUUUCUUACAUAAUCAUGUGUUUAAAAAAAAAAAAAAAAACGUUAUAUCACUACUUCUUUUUGGAACUGCAUUUACCACCGAUUCAGACACUUUGUCCUUUUUUGGUACCUCAC
Messenger RNA from Pungitius pungitius (ninespine stickleback), 4619 nucleotides. RefSeq names its product nephronophthisis 3 (gene nphp3). Bases 423 to 4334 code for a protein of 1303 amino acids. The transcript has 27 exons. Lineage: Eukaryota; Metazoa; Chordata; Actinopteri; Perciformes; Gasterosteidae. Gene Ontology annotation, biological process: determination of left/right symmetry; convergent extension; kidney development. The record is from RefSeq and is a predicted model, not a curated record. Gene Ontology annotation, molecular function: protein binding.